CCUUGUCUUGACAUUCUUUUCACGACGGGCAUUUGAUGUCAUCAAGUCCAUUCUCGGAAUCCUAUCAAAUAUUAUAAGCAGAUUCAAAGAGAAACUCCGGGACUCUAAGUCUGACCAGAAACACUUGGUCGCUGUCACCGCCGCUCAGGGUUCUAGCUGCAGGCUUCCAUGACCAGUGGGCCGCCCCAAAGCCAAGCGCCAUGGCAGUGCUUUGGUGGCUGCUAGCCACCCUGGCCACUUCGAGUAUAGGCAUGGAAGUGGCAGUGGAUUUCAGAGGCGACGAGUCGUCCAGGACAGCUUUGAUACGCAAGCAAGAUGACACUCAGCCCACCCUCCAUCCCUGUGACGAUAAGUCGAAAUGCACUGGAUGUGGAGGUUUGUCACAAGCUUCCUGCGAGAAAGCCUGCUGGAUCGAUGACAACAAGCAGAACAGGCAAUGCAUUUGGAGCACGCUGCUGGAAUGCGUGGACAAGACGGAGGGGGUGGCUGGCGCCCUGUGCUGAUUCAUGAUACUUCAAC
Messenger RNA from Cladocopium goreaui, 519 nucleotides. NCBI's taxonomy places the organism in Eukaryota, Dinophyceae, Suessiales, Symbiodiniaceae. The record is from the annotation of a GenBank genome assembly.